AGAAAGAUCAAGUGCAAAGCUCGUAUUAUCGCCACUGGUGAUGACUUUGUUCAAAUCAAGGGUGAACACAUCUGCAUCAACGAUGACCGUAUCAUCGUACGGGAUGUGCAAUACGAGAUGCGGCAGCUUUUAGAAGUACGCAGUCUCGGAGAUUUGCGAGUCGUCCCUACUCGUGUUUGGCGCAACGUGAAGGACGAGAUCGUUAGGGAGCACGAGAAGGGCGCAGGGCUUAAAAUAUUAGCCAAGUCCAAAGGGAUCGGUAUAGUCAAGCGCUGCCGCAACGACGCCAAUGGAGGAGAUGUCUUCCGAGCCAUUGAAACUUAA
Phytophthora sojae is the source of this 324-nucleotide messenger RNA. RefSeq lists its product as hypothetical. The annotation marks the transcript as partial. The record is from RefSeq and is a predicted model, not a curated record. NCBI's taxonomy places the organism in Eukaryota, Oomycota, Peronosporomycetes, Peronosporales, Peronosporaceae. The transcript has a single exon.